AUGAGUUUGAAUAAUAAUAAUAAUAAUAUAAUAGAUUUAAUAAAAAAAAAAAAGGAAAUAAUAAAAGAGAAAAGAAAACAAAAUAAGUCUCAUAAUUCUAUAUCAACAAAUUUAAAUAAUAAUGAAAACACCAAUGAACUGAGUAAAAAUACUUUAAUUAAUAACUUUGUAACAUCUCAGAAAUUAAUAAAAGAUUUACAAAAAAGAAAUAACAUAUCUUUAGAUACAUCUUUGUAUUUAUUUAAUGUUGAAGUUGAAAAAAUUCAGAAAAUUACAAAGUGUGCUAAAUGGAAAAAUGCCCCAUAUAUUUAUCAAAAAUCAGCUACUGAAAUAUUAUUGCGAAAAAAUGAAUAUAUAAAUGAAUUUAAUAAAAAACAUAAAAAAAAUAUGGAUAGAAAAAUUAGUCAAAAUAAUAUAGUUACAAAAAGAUAUAGUAGUAAUCUAAGUACCCACAGAAAUAAUAAUAAACAAACUUCAAUUCGAUCUCAAACGUUAACUCAACCCAUUCAUAAAAAUUUAGAAAAUGCUAAUAAACAAACGAGUAUAGGCAAUAUAAAAGAAAAAUCUUAUUCAAAAAAAAAGAAUAAUUAUAAUAAUGAAAACAAUUUAAAAAAUAGUAGUAAUAUUGAGAAUGUAACUCAAGCUUAUCAUCCAAAUAGUUAUGAAAAUGUGAAUAAAUGUAGUAAUUGUUUUUUUCGGUGUAAUGGAAUAUAUUCUACAUCUACAAAUUUGAUAAACAAAGAAAAAGACGAAAACUCAAAUUUUGUAAAAGAAAAUAAAUUAAAAAAUAUAAAGAAUUAUAAUGGAAUGUUUUAUGAAAAUACAAAUUCAAAUGGUUUAAAAAAAAACGAUUAUUAUUAUUAUGAUAACAAUAAUAAUAAUUAUUAUAAUUCUAAUUCACGUCCUAGAAAUAUUUCAUCUUUUAGUAUUGAUUCUGAAAAAGAAAAACAUGAUAAUGACAUUAAAUCGAAUCAAGAUAUAAAUAAACGAAACUCUAUUUGGUGUUUAUAUGGGUCUAAUGAUUUAAAAAAAAACGAACAUGCUAGCAUAUCUAAUGAUGAAAAUAAUAUAAAUAAAAAAUAUUUAGGAAAAUAUUUUUGUUAUAAUAAUGAAAACCAAGAUAGUGAUAUUCCCAAACCAUUCAAUCAAGAACAUGAUGUUGUAAAAACAAAAUGUCCAGAAAUGAAAUGUUCAUAUUUUAACAUAAAUAAUUCAAAUUCAAAGGAAUAUGAAAGUGAAUUUAACGAAACCAAAUCAAAUAAAAAAAUUAAAAAAACAAUUCCCAAUUUUGAGCGACAUACCGUUUCAUCUUUUAUAAAAAAUUUAAGUGUACAAAAAGAAAUUUUAGAAAAAAAACAGAAAAAACAAGUUAGAGAAAAUUUGAAAAGAAUGCCUACUAAACAAAUCGUAGAAAACUCCAAAAAAACGUAUUCUUUAUACGAUAAGGCAACUCAAGAUAAUUUAAAAAUCCUUGUAAAAUCUCAAAAAAAAAAUGAUAAAAUCAAAAUAAAUGAUGAAAACAAAAAAAAUGAUAAAACCAAAACAAAUGAUAGUAGUUUCGAAAAAAUAUGGAAUACUGUUUUAAAAAAACAGGAUACAUUAUAUAGUGUUAAAAACACAUCUCCUAAUAAUAAAUACGAUUUAUAUCAUAUAGUUCCAUUCAAUGAUAACUAUUCUUGGGUAAGAAAUUUAAGAAAUUAUAGCUCGCCGGCUAAGUUGAAUAGUUCUGAUAAUUCGCAUUUGAAAGGAAAUUCUAAAAAAGUUUCUGAAAAGAAAAAAGAAGAAAACAAAACUAGCUCCAAUCUGAAUAUCAAGAACAUUAAGAAUCGCCAAGUUUAUGAAAAAGCUACAAUUAACAGGAAAGGAGAAAAGAAAGAUGAACAAAAUAAAUCGGAAGUAAAUAUAUACCUACCAAAAUAUUCGCCAAAUUGUAAAGACAAUAUUGUAGAGGAAAAUAAUAAUCUUGAAAUUAAAGAGAGUAAUUGUUUUUAUAACAAUUAUGUUUUUUGUGGUAAUGAUGAACAAAAUGAAAAUAGUGACAUAGGAAAAGAAGAUGAUAAUGAAGAAAAUAAAAACAAUAUGAAAGAAUAUAUAAGUAUACUUGAAAAUGUUAAACAAAAUUUAAAAGAAGAAGAUAAAAACCCGCUAGAAAAAUUUAAUGAAAAAAAAAGUAAUAAUAAUUUUGAAACAUAUGAAUAUGUGAAAAAUAAUGAGAAUUCCCAAAAAAAUAAUAAAAUUUUUGAAAUUUUAAUAAACCCUCAAAACAAUAUAAAUAAUCAAAAUAAAACAUUUGCAUCUAAAUAUUCUCUUAAACAUAAUUUGAUAGAAAAUAAUAAUAAUAAGAAUCUAAUCUCAAAUUCCAAAAAAUCCAUGAGUAAUGUGUCUAACAAUUUAUUUGGUUAUAAAAAAUAUUUUCAACAUAAUUCAAAUACAAAUAAUUUAAUUGAAAAAAAAGAAAAUAAUAAAUAUUUUACACCAGUUUUUCAAAUUCCAUCUCCUUUUAAUGAUUAUAAAUCCAUGAGUUUUCAAAAAAAUAAUGUUAAUGUAAAUAUUCAAAAUAAUAUCGAAACAAAUACACCAAUUCAAAGUAGACUUAUGUGUAACUCUUGUCAUACAAAUUCCAAUAUCAAAAAUGUUGAAUUUUUAAAUAACUAUGAAAAAAAUAAAGAUAAAAUUAUAUAUAAUCAGAGUUUGAUCAAUUCAAAAGAAUUAAACACAAAAAACAGUAAUAUAUCUAAUUCUUCAAGAAAUUCUAAAAAAUGUAACGAGGAAAAUAUAAAUAAACCCAAUGAUAUAUUUAUGUUUUUUUCCAAAAAUAUAAAUGUAUCAGAAAAAGAGACCAAUAUUAAUAAUAAAAUAGAUAAUGCUGAUUCUACUAAUAAUAUAGAUGCAGAAUCGGAUCAAAAUUAUUCAUGCUACAAAACCUUAUGUGUAUAUAAUAAAUUUCUGAACAAAAAUAAUGAAUAUGAUUCCGUCAAUACAUUAGAAGAAGCCCAAAAAAUAGAAAAAGAUAUUUUAGAAAAACAAAAAUCAAACCAUUUUUGUCUUAACCAUGGAAUGAAAAUAGUAACAAAGAAUCCAGAAAAAAAUAUUUUGAAUAAUAAAACAGAUGAAAAUGUUGGUCAAUCUAUAAUAGAUGUUAAUAUAAACGUUCAUCCCUUUUCAAUAGAUAAAAAACCAGAAAACGAGCAAAUAAUUGAAAAGAAUAAUUCGAUAAAGGCAAUAAAUUCGGUGAAUAGCAUUAGUAUGACAGAUGUACAAACUGGUGUAAGUUGUUUUAACAUUGGAUGUUCAUAUAAUUCAGUUGAUAAAUCAAAUAAUGAGCUUAAAAUUAAAAAAGAAAUAGCUGAACCCAUGGAAAAUUAUAGAAUCAAUGGUACGAAUGUCGAUGCAAAAAUUGAAUCUGAUAAUGCUGGAUGCUAUUUUAAUUUGUGUAAAAACAAAGGAGUAAAUUCUCAAGAAUAUUUUACAGGAUCUAUUGAUUCAAAAAAUUUGUCUUUUGAAAAUAUAAAAAAUUUAAAUACUGGAAAUGAUGAAAAAAGAAAAACUAUUUCUAUAUUUGAUAAUAAAAAUAUUUCAAAUAAUAGGAAGCAAACAUAUUUCCAAGAUUCAAAUGAUGAGGAUAUGAAUUUAUUAAAAAGAAAAGAAACAUAUAACAAUGUAGAGACAUUAAUAGAUCGAAAGCAAACAUACAAUUUAAACUUUAUGGAUAACAAAAAUAAAAAUAAUUUAAAAGAAAAAAUUAAUCAAGAAUAUGUAUAUGUAGAUAAAUAUUCUUAUUCUAAUAAUUAUGAAGUUAUAGAAAUGAAAGAAAGUAUCAUGAAUAAUAAACGAGCAACUACAUAUAGUUAUCCUAAUUUAAAAGGAAAUUCAAUAGAUGACAAAAUAGAUGUAAAUAAAAUAAAUAAUAAAUUAAAAAAUGAAGGAAUUAAUAGUAAUUUAUUUGAUAAUUAUGUUUUUAUAAAAAAUAAAAUUGCUAUACCCAAAUUAAGAUUAGAUCAAUUGAAACACAAAAAUAGUCAUCAUUUUGAUAUUUCAAGUUCUGAAAUUAAAAAUCCUGAAUCUUUUUCAAUAGUACAAUGUAAUAAGGUACAUUUAUUUCCUUUUAUACCUUUAAAUGAUAAGAAUGUUAAUUUUUCUAAAAAUAAACAACCAGAUUUAUUGAAAAUAGAAAGCAAUUAUUUAUCUACUUUAAACCUUCAUAAAACCAAUCGUAAUCAUACAUUUAAUAAUAAUGAAAUUGGUGAAAAAAUUGUCAAAAAUAAUAAUAUUUUAUCUUUUAAUCCUAAAAAAACAAGCACAACAUCAGCAUGUUCAAGAUCUCAUACAUUUAAUUUAAAUCAAAAAAAAAGUAAUAUAAAUAAUACAAGACUAUCAAAUAAUAAUAUAAUUACAAAUUUAAAUAACGAAAAAUAUGAUAAUACUUCUAAUCCUUUUUGUUUAGAAUCAUUUGUAACCAAUGCCUUUCCUAUUUUCAGAAAAAAUGUAAAUAGAUCUAAUUCAAAAAACUAUAAUAAAUCAAAAUUACAUGAAUAUCAAUCUAAAACCAUAUUUCAAGAUUUAAAAAAUAAUAAAAAUGUAUUUCCUAAUUGUUCUGAUGAAAAUGCCAAUUCAGAAUCGGUUGAUUUGAAACUCAAUGAUUCUGUUAAUUGCUUGAACCCAUGCAUCUGCCAAAAUGUACCCAAAACCGAAUUGACAAAUGAUAAUCAUUUAGAUGCAGCACAUAAUAAAAACAGCAAUGACAAUCUAAACAAAGAUAUAGAAUACAUAAAAAUAGAAUCACAAAAUAUUAUAGAUAAUUCUCAAUGUAAUAACCAAAAUAAAAGUUUUGAAAAAGUAAAUAAAAAUAUAGAAGAAAAAAAUAAUAACACACACAAAAAACAAUCAUAUAAAGAUAUUAUUUUAAAUUUUUUUGGAAUAAAAAAAAUAUAUAAUGAAAAAAAAGAUGAUACUUCUAAUAAUUUUCAAAACAAAAUAAAAGAGAACAAUGUAGAUAUGAAUAUUCCCAAACUGUGUAAUACAAAAAGUUUAUGUAUAGAAAAUUCAUUUCAUAGAUUUAAUAAAAAUAAUUCAAAUAAAAAUUUUGAAUUUUUUACUAGUAAAUAUCUGGAUAAUAAUAUGGAAAAAAAUACAAUAAAUAAAAAUUCAAACAUUUUAAUGGAAAAACAACCAAAUAAUAUUUGUUCACAAAAAUAUUUUACUCGAAAUAAUAUAAAUAAGCAAAAUAUAAACAAAACUGAAAUUAAAGACACAUCUUCAAUUCACAAUAAUAAUAACAAUUCAAUCAUUCCUAUUAAUAAAAUAAAUUCUACUUUGGUUUUUUCAAAUUAUAUAAAUAAUAACUCUAUGAAUAUAAAUACAAAUUCAAAAACAUUUAGUUUAUCUUUUUUGGAAUUAAAAAAUAAAAAACCAUCAUCACCAUUCAUAUCAAUGAACAAAGCUAAUUCAAACUCAAUACAUAACCACAAUUUGCCAUGUAAUAAUUUGAAUAAUGAAAUGGAUAUUAUAAAAAAAAAUCAAAAUGAUAAAAUAGAUUUAAAAGUUAAAAAUAAUAAUAUUAUUUCCAAUAGUCAAAAAGUUUCCUCUUAUUUACCAAUUCAUUCUAAUCUUAACUUUCCAGAAAAAAUAAAAACGUCUACAAUUGAAUAUAAUAACCCGAAUUUAAAUGAAUUUAUUUGUGUUGAAAAUACGCAGGGUUUUAACACUUGUAAUAAUUGUUUAAUGGAAACAGAAAAUAUAAAAAAAGAUAAUUUUAAUUCAGUAUGCAUUAAAGAAACCCCACUCAAUGAAUUAGUAUUUAAGGAUAAACUCACUACAGAAAAUAAUUUUAAAAAUAAAUUUAUACCUAUUCCAAAUAAAUUUACAUAUAUUCCAAAUAAACCUACAUUUAUUCCGAAUAUAGGUAUACAAAAAAUUUUUGGAAAUAGAAUCACAGAAUCAAAUUUAGUAGAUUCCCAAAAUAACAAUAUAGAUGCAAAGUUUAAUAUUAUAGAAAAUAAAAACAUGAAUAAUGAAUCUUUAGAAAUAAACAAAAAAAAUAUAGAUGUAACUUUUAAUUUUAAGGAGGACACAUAUAACAAAUGCUAUAAUACUUAUCAUCAAAAAAAUCUUCAAAUUGUUCCAUUUAAUAAAUCUGAUAAAAAAAUAAUUAUAAAAGAAUCAGAAUCCGAAAAUAAACAAGUCCUUAAUAAAAAUUAUACGAAUCUAUUUAUAUCUAAGAGUACAAUAGAUAUUUUAAAUAAAAAAAUAAAUAAUGUUAUUUAUAACCCUCAUUCUAUAAAUAUCCAAUUUAACCAAUACGAUAAUAUGGAUAAACAAAAUACCGAUUUUAACAACAUUAUACUUAAAUCAAAUAUUUCUAAGGAUUCUAAAAAUUCGACAACAUCUACAGUACAACAACAUAUUCAUUUAUCUACCGUAAAUCAAGGGCAUUCCCAUCAGUUGAAUAAUAUUCAAGAAAACGAGAAUUCAAAAAAAAACGAAACUCUUCUAAUUGCUCAUGUUCUUUCUGAUCAAAACAAAGUUAUGCAAUGGGGGGAAGCAAAAGUGGGUUCAGAUAACAACGUAGAUGCAGAAAAAAGAGAAAAUGAAGAAGGUGAAGAGGAAGAAGAUGAAGAGGAAGAAGAUGAAAAGGAAGAAGAUGAAGAGGAAGAAGAUGAAGAAGAGGGAGAUGCUGAAAAUGAAAAUGGAGAUGCAGGUGAUGAUGAUGAUGAAAAUGAAAAGGGAGAUGAAGGUGAUGGUGACGAUUACGAAGAUGAUAGUGAGUAUGAAGAUGAAGAGGAUGAGGAGGAAGAAAAUGAAGAAUAUGAGGAGGAAGAAAAUGAAGAAUAUGAGGAGGAAGAAAAUGAAGAAUAUGAGGAGGAAGAAAAUGAAGAAUAUGAGGAGGAAGAAAAUGAAGAAUAUGAAGAGGAAGAAAAUGGAGAGGAUGAAGAGGAAGAAAAUGGAGAGGAUGAAGAGGAAGAAAAUGGAGAGGAUGAAGAGGAAGAAAAUGGAGAGGAUGAAGAGGAAGAAAAUGGAGAGGAUGAAGAGGAAGAAAAUGGAGAGGAUGAGGAGGAAGAAAAUGAAGAAUGUAACCGUGAAGUGAAAUACCCUCAGAAGUAUAUGAAAAAGUUGUCAUCUUUUAAUAAUUUGAAUAUUAAAAAUGAUAAAUACAAAAAAUUAGAAUCCUCAAAUGAAAUAUUUGUUUUAUCAUCACAUGAUUUAAGCAUCAUUCCAAAUAAGAAUAUAUUAAAUGUAUACCCAUCAAGUACUUCUUCAAGUUUUAAUAUAAACUUUUCUGAAAAAAAAAGAAAAAGCAAUAGCACAAUGAUAGGAAAGGGUAUAAAUAAUAAUAAAGAAAGCAAUGAAGACAUAUAUAAAAAUAGUGAAAAUAUGUUUGAAGAUAAAAAAAUACCAAUGACUAUUUUAAGAAAUAAUAGAGAUUCACCAUUUAAUAACAAUAAUAAUAAUAAUUCGUAUAAAUUUUUUGAUGAAAUUUCAAAACAAGUAGAAUGUGAAAAAAAAAAUAAUGAACAACUAAAAAAAAAAUUAAAAGAACAAAUAUAUAUGCAAAGAAAUUUAUCAAAACUUAGCGACCAACAAUAUGCACAUCUUCAAUUUCUUAAACAUAAAGAUGUGUAUAAUAUGAAUGGAAAUAUAUAUUCUUAA
Plasmodium berghei ANKA is the source of this 7647-nucleotide messenger RNA. RefSeq names its product conserved Plasmodium protein, unknown function. Lineage: Eukaryota; Apicomplexa; Aconoidasida; Haemosporida; Plasmodiidae. The coding region runs from base 1 to 7647 and encodes 2548 amino acids. The record is from RefSeq and is a predicted model, not a curated record. The transcript has a single exon.